AUGGCAAGGUUAAAGCCACUGUCUGGGAUAGGAAUGUUACGAGUCGAGCUAAAUUGGACCGGGCUCGGGUUUGAUGCAAGCAAUUCGUAUGAGUUUGCCAGCGAGUCAGGUGAGGUAACUCGAGUGGUGGUCGAUCCUGACUCGCCCACAUUUGGUGAAGCGAGCCAGUUCUUCUGCUGUGGAGUCUUCUGGGAUGUAUGCAUAGUGAAACUAUUCUCAAAAGCCUUGGCUCUGAAACAUUUGAAUCCUCUGAUGCCAAAUGCAGAAAUAGGGUCCAGUUUGUUACCUAAGACAAAAGCUAAUGUUCCUGAGGCUGACCAGGCAACUGUCAAGUUGCGAGAACGAGUGAAGUGCAGGAGAUCCCAAAAGGUGAAUGAUACUGGAAAGAGUGAAUCAGAUGUUGCAACAGAUGGGAAUCAGCAACCUGAUUUAGCUGCACUUUCAAGGGGUCUUCCAUCUGGAUGGUAG
This is a messenger RNA of Fraxinus pennsylvanica, 468 nucleotides long. Lineage: Eukaryota; Viridiplantae; Streptophyta; Magnoliopsida; Lamiales; Oleaceae. The record is from the annotation of a GenBank genome assembly.